CAUGGAGCCUGCUUCAGAUUCUGUGGCCCCUUCUCUCCUUGCCCUUCCCCUGCUCAUGCUCUGUCUCAUUCUCUCUCUCUCAAAGAUACUAAACAUUUGAAAAAAAGAUUAUAAAGGGGUGAUGUCCUUAUAAUUCUCCUGCCUCCAGGGCCCACUCUAUUGCACCAUACCCCCUCCCUUAUGAUCUACAAAAUUCGUGGGAGAAAGAAGAGAGAAUGGUAUAGAGAAAAGGUUGGAGUCAGAAUCAGGAGGGUCUGUUUCCCCUUAAAUAAAGAGUCCAGCACAUUUCUUUGGGGGAGACAUGUGAGGGCUCUGUCUGUGUCAACUUCAACAUUUGAGGAUCCAUCAUGUUUUUAACUAGAAAUUAUCCCAGGACCCGGAGGAGACCAAGAUGGCCACAGCAGGGGGUCCAAACCACACAGAAUAAUAAGCUUAAAAUGUUGGCAAGUCUUAGGAGCAAGUGAGAUGAUAUAAAAAGAAAAAAAAAAAAGGCCCUUUAGAAAUUCAUUUUCCAAAAAAAAAAAAAAAAAGAAAGAAAUUCAUCUUAUAAUUCCCUAUCACUUUACUGCUGGUGCCUUAACUCUUUCAGCUGGACAAAGUCUUGUGAACCAGAUGAGAAUGGUUCACUCACUGCCAACACUCAUUAUAAUGAAGCAUCAUGUAGACGUCUUUGGGAGAGGGGAAGGAAGGGAUGUGGUGGUGAGCCAGGGAGGGGUUUUCACUACUUUGAAGACAGGCCAUUCACCCCUGACCCCUGACCCAGGAAGUGAAGUUUCAAGGCACGUGGUCAGUUCUUGGCAUGCCAGAAUGUGCUCCACCCCCCGCAGCAGUGGGAGCUCCUGCAGAAGGUGCCCAUUCUCUUGACGGACCCCUCACUCCAAUAUGGCAUCAUGAGAGAAUCCAUUGCCCUCUGCGGAGCUCUAUACUUCUGGGCCUUGGCAGUGGCUUCCCUCCACAGCAGCAGGGCAAACGUGGGAGCUACAUACUAAAGGUCAUCCAGAGGAAGCCACAGUUCCAGAGGGCUGAGCCCUGAGUGGAUGGCUGGGAGACCUAGGACUAAUUUUAGCUUUUUAGGUGACCUGGGACCUUGUUCCAUCAAAUGGGUAAUGGGAUUGACAGCUACCUCUCUGGCUGGGUUCACAGAAUGAGUCAAGUGAAUUGAUGUGGAAACUGUAAAGCACUGUGCUCAUGGUGACAAAUGGAGAUGACCGCUGGGGUUGGAGAGCCAGAUCACCUGGAUUCAAAUUCUGGCUCAGAUGCUUACUCGUAGACUCAUCUAGCCUCUUAGGGAAAAAUAAAGAUAAUGAUUGUACCAACCACGUAGGUGGUUAGGGUGGUGAUGAUUAAGUGAGCCCACACACAUAGUGCAUUUAGAAGAGUGCUCGGCAAGUAGUGAGUGCUAAGACAUCUGGUAAUGGUGACGAUACUGGAGCAGGGUGCCUUGGGGCUUGUAAGACGAGAUAGGGUUAGGUAGAAGCUGGAAAAACUAUCAAUCAAAAGCAGUAGGCAAUUUUCUUUCAAGUGGAGAAUUCAUCUUGGAUCUGGAAACAUCCCUGACUUAGAAUUUGAAUGAUGGAGAUGUAAAGUGCAUAGGCCCCUUCUCCUGCCUUGGGUAUAUUGGGUGUUUGGCUGAACUGGUGGGAGUGGUGAGCUGGCCUCCCCCGUAUGGAGGUAGAUUGCAGAUACUUGGGUUUGCAGCUUUCUAGAAGCAUUUUUCACAGUGUUGUGACCCUCAGCCCCAGGAAGAAAUACGUUCCACAUCACAUGGACACACUCAUACUAAAAACAAAAGUUUCAUGAAAACUAUACCUACCCUACACUAGUAUUUUCGCUCUCAUUUUUGCUUUUGCUCUUGAACUCUUCAACUCUUGAAAUGUCUCUCUCUCUUUUUGAAUGUGCUUGGUUGUAACCCUGUAAAUUGAUACCAUGACCCACUGAUGGGUCUGGAUCUAGCAGUCUUAAGGAGCUGCGCCAUAAGGGAAUCCACAGGAAGGGUCUGGCCCGGCUCUAAGAGUGGCCCUUUCCCCUUCAGUCUUCCCUCAUGUGGUCCCUAAAGCUUUAGGAUAGUUGUGUCAGAAACCGCAGCCUGGUCUUGGCUGAGUCAUGGGGUGGUUUGAGAGGGGCUGCCCACACUGGUGGGCAAAUAAGUGCAGAGACCCUUCUCUAGAAGGGUUUAGAGUGGCAGUUAUAUGUGCCACAGAGGGCAGGGAGCCUUGCAUUUCAGCCUCUGCCGCAGCACACAGUAGGUACUCGGUAAAGUGAGAACAGGGGAGAGUGCACGGGACUGGAGUUAGUGCUACGCUAUGCCCUAUGACCUGGGGCCUCAGUGAUCCAACCUGCAAAAUGAAGGCCGUGGCCUCUAGGAUCUCUCAGGAGAACACGCAGGCCAUGCCACAAAGCCUGGAACUCCCUUUGUGGGGUGGAGAGACCCAGUGGGGCACAUCCUAUACGCGGCCUAUGCAAGGGUGAGGGGGCUCUGUGGGGGUGAUGCUUUCCAGCCUCGAACUCUUCAGGCCAGAUCUUGAGAUCUUGAAAGGCCUCCUCGUGGGCUCAGGUUAAUGGGAAUCUUCACAGAUGUGGUGUCACUCCAUUGAGGCUGCCUCUCCCCUGAGUACUGGAGAUCCAUGUGAGAGGAGGGCUGAGGAAGAGGCCUGUAGGAGAGUGGAAGGGAGGUCUGGUGACAAUUCCCAAGCCUCCCCCCCAGGAUGACAUCAGCUUCUAAAAUCCUUAGUCAUGACUGGGACAGGGUGGCAGCUCCAAAUUUCCUCCCUAUUUAAAAAAACCAGGCCUGAUUUUGUUCACUCACUCAACAUAUAUAUAUAUUGAACUAAUAUAUGGCAGAUACAGCAGUAGGCAUACGAUACAAAGAUGUCAAAGGCAAGGUCCCCAUCCUCCAGGAGCUUUCUGGUCUUAGUGGGGGGCACAGUCAAUAAAUAAGCAAGGUCCUAUCCAAGAAUGACAAGUGCUUUCAGGGAAUAAGAAGGGGUAAUAAUGGAACAGAAAGUGACUGGGGUGGGGAACCUAGGAAGGAGGGGCAGAGAGAGAGAGGGAGACAGAAUCCCAAGCAGGUCUCGUGCUUGGGUCAACACAGAGCCCCACGUGGGGCUCCAUCUCACGAACGUCAAGAUCAUGACCUGAGCCCAAAUCAAGAGUCAGAUGCUUAACCCACUGAGCCACCAGGCGCCCCUGUAGUUUUUACUUUUAGAGGCACAUUUGGUGAGCUUUCGGGAUCCUUCCAACUCCUGCAGCCUGUGGUUCAGGGAAGGGAACUUCUCACAGGUAUAUGAAAGGCCAGGGUAGAUAGAGAAGCCAAACUUUCUGGUCAGGUGGCAGGAUGUAGAAAGUGAGUGGGUGUACUGUGUUAGCUCAAGGCAGGGGGUGGAGGGGGGGGCACACAUAGCUCGCCCAGGGGGCUGCCUCUCCGUGGCUGUUGUAACUUCUAAAACUGAUCUCGGACAUGCCCUCCUUCAUCCCAGGGCUCACACCCUCUCAUUUCAUUUCACCUGUUGUGAAGAGGGGUGCAGGGUUAGCACCCUAGACUAGGCCCAUCUCUUGCUUUGGGGACCUAUCAAACAGUUGGUCUGAACCCCCCCCCCCCCCGGGGCAUAUUUUAUGAUCCUAGGUUUUGGUUGCCUGCAUCUCCACACCCCCAGCCCAUCUGUCUGUCCUAGGUGUGGUGGGCAGUUCUUCAUGCUGUGGGCGCUGGCUGGGGCCUGCUUGCCAACUGACCCCCUGGGAACGUGGGGUUUUAAAAGAGAGGCAGCUGCCACAGUAGGAACACCCACGUAAACACAGAGGACACAGGAGCCGUGGGUCGGGCCUGUCUUCAGUGUUUUCAGCCUGAGUGGUGAGAAUCAAGGUUCCCCAGAGAGCAGGAAAAAUCAAGAAACCUGCGCCGGAUUUCCGAUUUCCUGCGCCGCACGUGCGGUCCUGCGCCUCAGGAGUGCCCUCGCCGGCCGGUGGCCCGGCAGAUGGUCGGGGUGUCGCCGUCAGCAGAGGAGGAAGAGGGCGAGGUGGCAGCAAGGUCGCGGCCCGGCGCCGCCCCCGUCCCCAUUCCCACCCCCACCCCACCCCCACGCCCCGGGCCCCGGCCGCGGCUUCCGCAGCCUCGCCCGCAGCGCCCGGUGCCCCCGCGCGCUCCUCGCCCUGCACGCCCGGCCGGCGACCCCGCUGCUUGGAGUCGCGCCCUCGGGAGCCGCAGUGCCGAGCCUCCCAGGACCCGCGGGGAGCAGCAGCGAGAGGCGACUCCCAUGCGGCACCGGAGCGGAGGCCCGGGCCGCAGGCGCAGGUGAGGCAGCGCCAUGGGGCAGGCGGGCUGCAAGGGGCUCUCCCAGUCGCUGUUGGACUACAAGACCGAGAAAUAUGUCAUCGCCAAGAACAAGAAGGUGGGCCUGCUCUACCGGCUGCUGCAGGUCUCCAUCCUGACCUACCUGGUGGUGUGGGUGUUCCUGGUGAAGAAGGGUUACCAAGACACCGACACCUCCCUGCAGAGCAGUAUCAUCACGAAAGUCAAGGGCGUGACCUUCACCAACACCUCUGAGCUCGGAGAGCGACUUUGGGAUGUUGCGGACUACGUCAUCCCACCCCAGGGAGAGAACGUCUUCUUUGUCGUCACCAACUUGAUCGUGACCCCCAACCAGCAGCAGAAAACCUGUGCUGAGAGUGAAAGCAUUCCGGAUGCCUUGUGUUACAGAGACAGUGACUGCCCUCCCGGGGAGCCUGUUGUGGCUGGAAAUGGAGUGCGGACUGGCCGCUGCCUUCGGGUGGGGAACAUGCAAAGGGGCACCUGCGAGAUCUUCGCCUGGUGCCCAGUGGAGACAAAGUCCAGGCCAGCGAAGCCACUCCUGGGCAAGGCUGAAGACUUCACCAUUUACAUAAAGAACUUCAUCCGUUUCCCCAAAUUCAACUUCUCCAAGACCAAUGUGCUGGACACCAAAGACAAGGCUUUCCUGAAGUCCUGUCACUUUGGCCCUGAGAACCCCUACUGCCCCAUCUUCCGACUGGGGUCUGUGGUCAGCUGGACGGGGAGCAACUUCCAGGAGAUAGCCCUGCAGGGUGGUGUGAUAGGAAUUCAGAUUGAAUGGGAUUGUGAUCUUGAUAAAGCUCCUUCUGAAUGCAACCCUCGCUAUUCUUUUAGCCGUCUGGACAACAAAUUUUCAGAAAACUCAAUCUCCUCUGGGUACAACUUCAGGUUUGCCAAAUAUUACCGAGAUGGAGCUGGAGUGGAGUUCCGCACCCUCAUGAAGGCCUAUGGGAUCCGCUUUGAUGUGAUGGUGAAUGGCAAGGCAGGGAAGUUCAACAUCAUCCCCACAAUCAUCAACAUUGGCUCUGGGGUGGCGCUCAUGGGUGCUGAAACACCCCCACCCCUCCGUGCUGCGGCUGGAGUGGCCCUCUGGUGGAUGAGACGGGCGUGUGCACCAUGCGCUCUGGUCCGAAGCCCCUGUGAACAGGGGGCUUUCUUCUGUGACUUGGUACUUAUCUACUUAAUCAAGAAGAGCCACUUUUACCGAGACAAGAAGUACGAGGAAGUGAGUGGCUGCAGAGCCUCGCUACUCACUCAGAGGUGUGGCCUGUGGACCAGCAGCAUCAGCAUCACCUGGGAGCUUGUUGGAACGGCAGUCUCUGCCCCCUCCGUCGUCCUCCGAAAUCAGAACCUGUGUUUCAACAAGACUUCGGGUGAUUUGUACGAACGUUCACGUGUGAGAGCACUGGUUAAGGAGAUACUCAGCGCCUGGUUCUGAGGGAGGAGAAGGCCAGCUUUGGCAGCUGCUGCGGAUUUCAGGUCAGACUUACACACAUUCUACUUUGAGAGCAAGAGGAUUCCACCCCACCCCCACCCCCGGGAAGGUGACAUUAUGCUCAAUGCAUUUAAAGUAAAAUAUUUUGACUAGAUAAUACUUAUAUGAUUCAAAAACCAAACAAAAGGUACAAAAGAAUAGACAGUGAAAAGCCUGCCUCCCACCCCUGUUCCCCAAGGCGACGUUACUGAUGCCAAGAGGCUCUACUGUUUUGCUGAGAAUCUGCUUGGUUGCUUGUGCCCUCUCUCAGGAAAUGAACUUUUCCUGGUGGCUGCAACGUCCCAUCAAGUCUCCUCUGUCAGGAAGGGACACGAUGGAAUACAGUGAAGUACCGGGCUAGCUCCCUUCUCCCUCUCCCACCGUCUGAGGAGUCCUCGUGUAAACCCAAGGGGAGAGACCUAUAGCUCAUCACUAACUGUUGUCUGGUCUGCUCGGUAGCAAAGGCCUGUGGGGCUGCCUGUGGCUCAGCAAGCUCCAUGGUUGGUUUGCACAGCUCCCCGGAUGCUAAGGAGUGUCCUCUUUGGAAGUGCUCUCUCUGGGCCUCCCUCAGGCCAGAAGGCUUUGGUUCUCCUCUGCACACAGAGGAGGCGGGAAGCAUCCUUCCACCGACCGGGGCCUUUAGAGAGGGACAGAGGGGCUUGCAAAAGGCUUUGCCACUGGAGCAGGGCAUGGUCCCCGAAACGGGAAGCUUGCUCCUUCUGGAGCAAGUGGCUCCUUCACUCUGGACUGGUAACCUGUCAACAACCCACCUGCUCUCUGAAUAGAAAGUGAAAAAUCUGGGUGAUCUACUAUGGUGUUUCACUUCCUCACUAAAGCAAACCCUAGGAUUUCAUAUACUUUUGCAUUUGGGAGGAAGCAGAAAGGGCAGGGGUCAUGACUGCUUAGGAGUUGGUCUGGUUUCUUUUAGCCUGUUUUUGGAAUUGCUUUGCGGCAGCCCUAUAACCUGGGGGAAAUUGUACUAUUCGUUUUACACUGGAAUGAAAAUGUCUCCCUACAGUUUUCAUUCAGUUGGUAAAUAUUUAUUGAGUACCUGUUGUCAGGUGAUGGACUAAAUCUGGUAACAGUUGUGAGAAACACAGAAACUGUCCCUGCCCAAGUGCUUACAGUCUAGGAGGUGAGCCUUAAUCAGUGGUCACACAUAGAAUCACAGACUGAAUUUUCAGUGGAGUAGCCAGAGGUUACCCCCAGGACGUGACAUAUAAGCCGAAAUCUGAAAGCAGUCUAGUUGAUGGGGGAGGCAUUCCAGGUAAGGGAACCACAUGUGUAAAAUAAAUGCUUUGACAUGAGGAGUAAUUGAGGAGCUGGAUGGAGAUAGUGUGACUGAAGCCGGUUUUAUGAGGCUUUCCUUCCAUCAACUCUCUUUAAUCUUAAGGGCUGCCCCAUUAAACUUCACUGCCACAGAGGACCUAACCUAAUGGUUUCAAGUCCAGCCAAGCUUUCCAGGUGGCCUCCCCUACGUGUCAUGGGUCUUGUGCUCAGAAAAGCCAGUGACCCCAUGACAGCUUCUGGAUAGUGUUGCUCACUGCCAGUUUCCUUGCUUUUGCACAGCUUCCCACUACCCCCUCUUUCUUUGCAUAAUCUUGGUGCAUGAAUGGGAGGUUCAUAAAUCUUACAGAAACUGGCUUUGAAAUGGCAAGUGAAGUGGGAACUCGAGCUCCGUUUGGGAGAGUCCCUUUCUCUCAGGACACCAGUUGCCUCACCAGGUAGAUGAGUACGCCAGCCUCUACAGAGCUCCUGUCCGUGCUGACAUUACAGGAUCACCUGAACCGUCGCCCAUGCUUACAUUCAGGCCGUGGCCUAAAGCCAUCUACCUAGUAGUUUCCUAAUGAUUAAUUCCAUGCCUUGGGAGUGCCAUGAUGCUGGCUAAUGGGAUUUGAAAACUGGGUGCUACCAACGUGCCAUCAAGACGAGCCAUGAAAGAGCUAAGCGCCCUCUACUCCUGAUGCAGGGGUCACCAGGACUGACCAGUCAUGGCUGCCUUUUUGCCACCAUCCCAUCAGCUCUUUCUCCGUGGCUUGCUGCCCUACUGGGGGACCAGUUGUAAAGGGGGAACAUGACUUCCUCCAGGUGUCUAAGCACCCCAGCUGUGGACGACAGUGCCCUGCAGACUCCCUAAAUCACCCCACUUGGAAUGGCAUCUUGCAUGUCCGGAAAAGGGCUCCACCUGGUUGCUACCCACUCCCCUCCACCCAAAUGACACAACUUUUCUCAGAGCAUACUCUCCAGUGGACCCAAGAGCACCGUCUCCAAAAGGCACACCUUUCUCCCAGCUCUUUGUUUCCCCUUAGGCCAGUGCACACAAUUAAAAGAGGAAAGAUGGCAGCCAAUAUCUGAGACCUGCCCCAUAAAUGUAUUCUGAUAUUUUUAUUUGGUUAUAAAACAAUAAAAAGUUUUAACUGUAAA
This is a messenger RNA of Felis catus (domestic cat), 8201 nucleotides long. RefSeq names its product purinergic receptor P2X 5 (gene P2RX5). NCBI's taxonomy places the organism in Eukaryota, Metazoa, Chordata, Mammalia, Carnivora, Felidae. Bases 4302 to 5741 code for a protein of 479 amino acids. The record is from RefSeq and is a predicted model, not a curated record. The transcript is spliced from 14 exons. Gene Ontology annotation, cellular component: nuclear inner membrane; plasma membrane. Gene Ontology annotation, molecular function: purinergic nucleotide receptor activity; extracellularly ATP-gated monoatomic cation channel activity; ATP binding. Gene Ontology annotation, biological process: response to ATP; monoatomic cation transmembrane transport.